AUGGCUGUCUCAACGCAAAGCACACUGGAGAAUAUCGAGCGCCGCCGUGCGCAGCUCCAAGAGAGCGUCGAGAAGCUCCAGAAAGCCCUCGCGCACUGGACCACGUGGGAGGCCGAGUAUCAGAUGCUCUCCGAAGAGAUUGAGCGUGUCGACGAUGCUUCCCCUGAUCAGAUCCGCGAGAUUGCAAAGGAUCUAGCCAGCACGCUACUGGAUGCAAAGGAAGUGGAGGAGCUGCUCGGCAAAGACGCAAACAAGAAACGCACUGCUAACCAGGUCGUUGACAUGAUCUCCAGACGCAUUGACUAUGUCCAGCAGAACAGUGCCACGAUCGAGAAGCAGCUCGAUGCUGCCGAGAAGCGACUUGCCGGCGUCGAUGUCCUAUUGGAUCCUGGUGUGGAGAACGAAGAGGGACUGCCGAUGAUGGACAUUGAGGAAGAGCUGGACGAGGAGGGAAACGAAGUCGGCAGCUCAGUCAAUCAGACCGGCAAGGGUGCAGCCAAGAUCGUCGAGGCACUCCGGAACGCCAGCCUCCAAAAGGCCGAAAUGGACAAGCAAAGGGCUGCAGGUCCAGCGCAAGAGAAGACAGAGGCUGAUGGCUACAAUGAUGCACUUGCAGACAUGAACUUUACACACGGCACCAAGGUCAUCGAGCUUGACGAAGACGACAACGAACUCGCUUCUUACCCCGUUAUACCUCAGGGCGAGUCGCCGGAAGACGCAGAACUCCGGCGGCAAAUGCUACAGUACGGUCUUUCCGAGGUCGGGCAGAUUGUAGCGGAACUCAACCUCGAUACUCCCAGAGUCGAAUAUGCAGACAACGAUGAUGACGAGGACUGGGGCGAGGAAACAGAGGAUGAAGAAGAUGAAGACGAAUGGGGCCGUACUACCAGACCUGUAGUCAAUGACGUUUACCGGAAACAAAUGCUCGAGCUAGAGAAAAAACUUAACGCUCGCAUGAUGGAGAAUGUCGGCCCGGACGGCAGCAAUGACUCGUUGGAGGAGCACGUCAACGAUGUUCGGACGUUGAAGAUCCGACCAGAUGAGCAAUUUGACGAGUCUCUGGGAGCAGCGGGGGUUGAGUCCAUCGAGUCAGGGACGAAGAAGAAGGGGGUUCGCUUUGCUAAUACUCUUGACGUCUCCGAGGCUCCGCAACCUGUGCGCAACCCCGCAGCUCAUACCCCAUCCGCAACCAAGUCUGCAUCUACAAUGUCCGACACCAUCAUCGAGCGCCCUGCGGUCAUACCUGAUGUCAUUCAGCCACCUACACAGCCUGCAAAGGUGUCAAGAUUCAAAAGCGCCAGGGCGGAAGCCAGUCAACCUCGACAAAUGCCGCCUACGCCAUCUGUACCCGAACCACCCGCUGUGCCUACGGGUCCGGCCGGACGCACCCUGGCCAACAAGAUUCUCGAGCACGACGCGUCGACUACUAAGCCAAAUGCACCAGAUGAAUUUGACCCUGCCAUGAUCAAUCGCGAGAUUCAAGCCGAAUACAACAAGGCGCGGAACCGGUUCAUCCAACAACAAGGUGGGUUUACGCCUACUGAGGAGGACAAAGAGAACCCGAUGGUGGAAGAAAAGGAUGGGAAAGCGAAGAAAGUAAGUCGAUUCAUGGCCGCUCGGCUAAAGGGCAACGGUAUGUAA
Parastagonospora nodorum SN15 is the source of this 1641-nucleotide messenger RNA. RefSeq lists its product as hypothetical. NCBI's taxonomy places the organism in Eukaryota, Fungi, Ascomycota, Dothideomycetes, Pleosporales, Phaeosphaeriaceae. The transcript is spliced from 2 exons. Gene Ontology annotation, molecular function: chromatin binding; transcription corepressor activity; phosphatase inhibitor activity. Gene Ontology annotation, biological process: negative regulation of phosphatase activity; negative regulation of transcription by RNA polymerase II. Bases 1 to 1641 code for a protein of 546 amino acids. The record is from RefSeq and is a predicted model, not a curated record.